UUUCAUUUCAUUCUCCUAUGGUUGCAAACUUAGAACAAAGUUUGAUAAUUUUUUUAAUGCAAGUUUUUGUUAUUUAUUCUUAUUAUUCUUCUGCAAUGGUUUCACCGUUCAUCGUCAAUCCCUAGUUUGAAUUUGUCUGCUUGAUUCGGCACCGCUUUCAGUUUCUCUCUGUGUUCCCAUUUCCCUCAUGCUAUUGCUAUGCUACUCUUGUUCAUAUCCCAAUCCCUUAACCCCUUUCUUCUUCCCAUUCAGGACCUGGUUUGUUUUCACAUACACAGAGGUUCCGUUAAAUGUGCUUAUAUCCUAGACUUGUAUGACAAUAAUGCCAGGCUAUCCUGUCGCUGAUGGUGAACUAUGUAGUUUUAUAAGCACCGAUCAACAGCCUAGCUCUCUAGAUGCUUGUGCACAAUUAUCUGCAGAAGAGAAACUUGCUGCAGAACAGAGUCUUUCAGUUUUUUGCAAGCCAGUAGAGUUCUACAACAUUCUUCAUCACCGUGCAACAAUAAGCGCUGUACCACUUUUCCUUCCGAGGUGUUUCGAGUACAGGAUACAGGCCAGGGACAACAAAAGGAUACAAAUAACAGUUUUUCUGUCAUGGAGUGAUGAAGAAACUCAAAACAUGUUUCCGUUUUAUGUCAGUCUGGCGAGACGUAAUCCUAAAAAUGAAGACGCUGAUUAUUCUACUGUUUAUCUACUCAGUCAGAUAGUCACCAUUCGAGGUUCAUCCGGCGCUGAUGGGAACAGGAUAAUCAAAGCAGAAUUUACGCUUUGUGAAGUUAAUAAGUUAGCUGCGGAGGCUAAUUCUGGCUCACUUUUUCUCUUGUUUUUUACCACUGAGGGAAACUCAGAUUCAUCAUCUAGAGUCAAAGCAAGCCUGGGGCCUUCAGAUCCAACUUCUCAUGAAUCAUUAGCUGAAAAGAACUGCUUAUAUGGGAAAAUUUCUUUUCAAUCCAUUUACUUGGCUUGGAAAAAUUCUCCAAAUUUCCGUUGGGGACAACGAGCCGAGAUUAAGACUACUCUUGAACUGCUUCCAUGUGUUUUGAAGUAUGACUUUGUAAAUAAGGGUACGACCAUCGCAAUCCAAGAUCUAUGGAAUUUUGGGCUUGAGAGUACAUCAAAGAGCGUUGAAAUCAAAAUCUUUGCUGAAGAGAUCAAGGCCAUGGAGAAAUCUCGUAACCGCAGAAAUACAUUACCAUCAUCAUCAUCAUCAAGAUCAUCAUUAUCUCGUGUCAUUCGGUUGAAAGAAGGAAAUGUGACAUUUAAUUACAGGUAUUACAAUAACAAAUUGCAGAGAACAGAAGUCUCUGAAAAUUUCUCCUGUCCAUUCUGUUUGAUUAAGUGGGGAAGCUAUAAGGGUCUAAGAUGUCACUUGCUCGCAUCACAUGAUUUUUUCAAAUUUGAAUUUUCGGCAUCGGAAGAUUGUCUGGCUGUUAAUGUGUCUCUGAAUUUUGAUAUAUGGAGAUUUGAGCUUGUUGGAGAUGGCGUUGAUCCAAAAUUGCAAACUUUUUUCCUUCAUGGCAAGCGGAUGACACACAUAAGCCCAGAAAAUGCAUGUUUUGAAGUGGUCCAGGAUGUAGACCCACCGACCUUAGCUAAUAAUGAAGACCCACCGGCCUUAGCUAAUAAUGCAGACCCACCUGCCUUAGCAAUGGACGAAGACCCGCCGGCCUUAGCAAUGGACGAAGACCCGCCGGUCUUAGCAAUGGACGAAGACCCGCCAGUCUUAGCUAUUGAUGCAGACUCACCGGUUUUAGCUACGGAUGCAGACCCGCCGGUAUUAGCUACGGAUGCAGACCCACCGGUAUUAGCUACGGAUGCAGACCCUCCGGUAUUAGCUACGGAUGCGGACCCGCCGGUAUUAGCUACGGUUGCGGACCCGCCGGUUUUAGCUACGGUUGCAGACCCACCGGUCUUAACUACGGGUGCGGACCCGCCGGUAUUAGCAAUGGAUGUGGACCCGCCGGUAUUACCAAUGGAUGCGGACCCGCCAGUUUUAGCUAUGGGUGCAAACCCACCGGUCUUAGCUGUGGGUGCAGACCCAUCGGUCUUAGCUGUGGGUGCGGACCCACCGGUCUUAGCCGUGGGUGCGGACCUGCCGGUCUUAGCCGUGGAUGCGGACCUGCCGGUCUUAGCCGUGGAUGCGGACCAGCCUGUCCUAGCCGUAGAUGCGGACCAGCCUGUCCUAGCUGUGGAUGCGGACCCGUCUCUCCUAGCUAGGAAUGCAGACCCACCGGUCUUAGCUAUGGAUGCAGACCCACUAUUCUCAGAGUCGGAAACUCCUUUAGGAGAUAAUGAGUUUUUAAAGAAGAUUGAUGGAAAUUCUGCAACUAUAUCAGGGGAUGCAAAAUCAAAUGCAAAUAUUGUGCCCAAUCCCAAUCCAGACUGUGUCCCAAUAAUAUCUAAGCAUGGUCAUGGGACUUCUGCAGGGCUGCAGAUUGGCAAUACAGGGAAGUUACCAGUUGAGCAUUUUGACCCACAAAACAUAGCCCGGUUGAAGAAGAGGCAGUUUUAUCAUUCUCACAAAGCUCAGGCAAUGUGUCUUGAUGAAGUUCUAUCAAAUUACGAUAGUGAGGAUGAUGUUGAUGAUGAAGUUGCAGAUAUUGAAGAGCGGGUGAAGCUUGAUCUUCAACCUUUGAGCAAAGAAGAGAAGCAAUUCAUGUUCAUGUGGAACUCAUUUAUUCGGAAGCAACGUGUGCGAAUAGAUUCUCACAUUCGUUGGGCAUGUAAGGCUUUCUCAGUAUUGCAUGGCUCUGAGCUUGUUAAAUCCCGCGAAUUAACUUGGUAUUGGACAAUGUUCAGGAUCAAAUUAUAUAAUUUGGGUCUUAUAGAUGGAAAAAUCAUCACUGAUUGCAGUAAUAUUCUCGAACAACACGUGAAGCAUAAUUCAAAUCCUGAGAUCCCAGUAGCUAAUAUAAACUCCAUUCAUUUGUCCCCUCUUAAAAAUAAAAGAAGUAAGAAGAUAACACAGAAAGUGACUUCUUUAUAAGGUGCAAAUUGCCCUCACAGUCUUGUGGAACCUCCUCGGAUUUAAAUUUAUACCUUUGUUGUACUAUUAUUAUUUGUUGUACCAUGAGGUUUACCAAAGGAUGAAUGGUUCAUUCUACAUCUCUUUUUCUGCGGCAUGGAACUGAAAGAAACUCGUGAGCAACCUGAGUAUUAUAUUCUUGAUCCAUUUCUGUUGAAGUUUGAAAUUUCAAUGUUCCAUACUUUUUUUGACACCAGAGUUAUAUGGAACUGGGUUGCCAGUAGUCCAAAAGGGAUCUCUGCAUGAAGUCCAAGUCUCUAUACAAAAGCUCAUAUUUAAUGAAUUAUGUUUACAUAUUUUUUUUGGUUAUAGAAUAAGACCUUUUUAUGGUUGACAUUCAUUGUGGUAUACACCUUUAAUAAAUUGGUAGACAUACUCAUUCGGAUUGUUUAAAUAGAUGAUUCAUAUUAAUUUUUUUAUGAAUUUUGUCUAUUUGUAUGCUUAUUAUUUAUCAAUGUCUUAUACCCUCUUAAAACCUUUUAUGGUUACUCUCUGCUACUCAUUGCAGUAGCCACCAUUACUGCCCUCGACACUACUCCCUCUCCCUCUGUUUGUGGAAAAAAUUUGUUUCAAUUUAACUGUCAUUUUCAAAUUUCAAUGUAGUAAUCAUUAUAGUUUUGUCAAAAUUGCCCCUAA
Vicia villosa (hairy vetch) is the source of this 3661-nucleotide messenger RNA. Its product is annotated as polycomb group protein EMBRYONIC FLOWER 2-like. The record is from RefSeq and is a predicted model, not a curated record. Bases 314 to 2986 code for a protein of 890 amino acids. NCBI's taxonomy places the organism in Eukaryota, Viridiplantae, Streptophyta, Magnoliopsida, Fabales, Fabaceae. The transcript is spliced from 23 exons. Gene Ontology annotation, cellular component: nucleus. Gene Ontology annotation, molecular function: chromatin DNA binding.